AUGCUAGAUGAAAUCCAUCCACAUCUACCAAAACCACCAAGCGACCCUAAUACUUACACCUUGGGGUGCAUCGGAAGGCACAACAUCGUUAUAGCCUGCUUACCGAAAGGCCAGUACGGCACGAAUUCAGCAUCGGCGGUUGCAACUCGGAUGGUAGGCACUUUCACAUCCAUUAAGAUUGGCCUCCUGGUAGGUAUUGGCGGCGGCGUUCCACCAGAGGUCAGACUAGGGGACGCCGUGGUCGGUACGCCCGUUGAUCAGUGUUCAGGGGUGGUCCAGUGGGAUCUGGGCAAGGCAGAAGCAGAGGGUGGCUUCAAAAGAACCGGCGUACUGAAUAACCCCCCGACGGCACUGCUGACGGCAUUGACGAAACUGGAAACGAUGCAUGAGAUGAGCGGACCCAAGAUUUAUCAGUAUUUGGAUGACAUGGGGCAGAAAUGGCCUAGACUGAUGCCAAAGUAUACCAGAUGUGAUUCUCUCGUGGAUCCUUUGUCCGGUUCCGACAAUUGCGCUAGAGAAAGCCAACACGGAGAAGGACAUGUGCACUACGGGUUAAUAGCGUCUGGUAAUCAGGUUAUCAAGGACGCUCAUUUCCGUGAUAGUCUAAACAAGAGCCUCGGCGGGAAUGUGUUGUGUGUUGAAAUGGAAGCAGCUGGGUUGAUGAACAACUUUCCUUGUGUUGUGAUCCGGGGCAUUUGCGAUUAUGCGGACUCAGAUAAGACUAAAGCUUGGCAGGAGUAUGCUGCAGCUGUUGCAGCGGCGUAUGCUAAGGAGCUUCUGGAGUAUGUCCAGCCAAGUGAUGUUGAUGGGGAGCGCCCAGUGAAAGACAUGCUUGACGAUGGUUAG
Aspergillus vadensis CBS 113365 is the source of this 846-nucleotide messenger RNA. Its product is annotated as purine and uridine phosphorylase. NCBI's taxonomy places the organism in Eukaryota, Fungi, Ascomycota, Eurotiomycetes, Eurotiales, Aspergillaceae. Gene Ontology annotation, molecular function: catalytic activity. Bases 1 to 846 code for a protein of 281 amino acids. The record is from RefSeq and is a predicted model, not a curated record. The transcript has a single exon. Gene Ontology annotation, biological process: nucleoside metabolic process.